UUUGGAGGGAUCUCUCAUGCCUCUCUCUAUAUAUUUCAACGGCAACAUAUGACCUAUCCUCACACACCUCUCUGCUGGUUUCCAGGAUUCUCCUUUCGCUCCCUCUCUUUCUCUCUCUAGAUUGAGAGAGAAAUAAUUUCUCCUUUUUUUUCAUUUACCAACUUUCUCGAGAAACCGAGCUCGGAGAAAAUGACGAAAAAUGUGGGAAUUCUCGCCAUGGACAUCUACUUCCCUCCUACCUGUGUUCAGCAGGAAGCUCUGGAAGUUCAUGAUGGUGCAAGUAAGGGAAAGUACACUAUUGGACUUGGACAAGACUGUAUGGCAUUCUGUUCGGAGGUGGAAGAUGUCAUCUCAAUGAGUUUGACAGUUGUUACCUCCCUCCUCGAGAAAUAUGGGAUUGACCCAAAACAAAUUGGUCGGCUGGAAGUAGGCAGCGAGACUGUGAUAGACAAAAGCAAAUCCAUUAAGACUUUCCUGAUGCAAAUUUUCGAGGAAUGUGGAAAUAAUGACAUCGAAGGUGUUGAUUCAAGUAAUGCAUGCUAUGGGGGAACUGCAGCUUUAUUCAACUGUGUCAACUGGGUGGAGAGUAGUUCAUGGGAUGGACGCUAUGGACUUGUUGUUUGCACAGACAGUGCGGUUUAUGCAGAAGGACCAGCUAGGCCUACUGGAGGAGCAGCUGCUAUUGCUAUGCUAGUAGGGCCUGAUGCUCCUAUUGCAUUUGAAAGCAAAUUGAGGGGAAGUCAUAUGUCACAUGCAUAUGAUUUUUACAAGCCUAAUCUUGCUAGUGAAUAUCCGGUUGUCGAUGGGAAGCUUUCACAGACUUGUUAUCUGAUGGCACUUGAUUCUUGCUAUAAACUUUUGUGUUCCAAGUAUGAGAAAUUGGAGGGCAAGCAAUUUUCCAUUGCUGAUGCUGACUACUUCGUAUUUCACUCUCCAUAUAAUAAGCUUGUACAGAAAAGUUUUGCUCGAUUAGUGUUCAAUGAUGUCGUGAGAAAUGCCAGCUCUGUCGAUGAAGCUGGUAAACAAAAGCUGGAACCUUUUUCAAGUUUAUCCAGUGAUGAGAGCUACCAAAACCGGGAUCUUGAAAAGGCAUCCCAACAAGUUGCAAAGCCACUAUAUGAUGCAAAGGUGCAACCAUCUACUUUGCUACCCAAGCAAGUUGGCAACAUGUACACUGCAUCUCUCUACGCAGCAUUUAUAUCCGUUCUUCACAAUAAACAUAGUGAGUUGAGUGGCAAACGGGUUGUGAUGUUCUCAUAUGGAAGUGGUUUAACUGCAACAAUGUUCUCAUUUCAACUUCGUGAUGGUCAACAUCCCUUUAGCUUGUCAAACAUUGCAACUGUGAUGGAUGUUGCUGGAAAGUUGAAGGCAAGGCAUGAGUUUCCUCCAGAAAAAUUUGUCGAAAUCUUGAAGUUAAUGGAACAUAGGUAUGGGGCCAAGGACUUUGUGACGAGUAAGGACUGUAGCCUUUUACCUCCAGGCACUCACUAUCUUACUGAAGUUGAUUCCAUGUACCGGAGAUUCUACAGCAAGAAGGCUGGGAGCUGCACCUGUGAGAAUGGUUCACUGGCCAAUGGUCACUGAUAACAAACAACAGAUGUAAUGCCAGGAGGUUGGCUGAAAUGUUUUAAUAUGUUGUUGUCUGCAACUAGAGAAAAUCUAUGCUUCCAUAGCUUUGUUUCAUAAAGCAACUAGCUUGUUCCACCUUUAAGUGUUGUCACUUUUAAUUGUCUUCAGUGGAAUUCUUUUUAUCCGUGA
Vitis riparia (riverbank grape) is the source of this 1758-nucleotide messenger RNA. RefSeq names its product hydroxymethylglutaryl-CoA synthase. Gene Ontology annotation, biological process: acetyl-CoA metabolic process. The transcript has 12 exons. Bases 190 to 1584 code for a protein of 464 amino acids. The record is from RefSeq and is a predicted model, not a curated record. Gene Ontology annotation, molecular function: hydroxymethylglutaryl-CoA synthase activity. NCBI's taxonomy places the organism in Eukaryota, Viridiplantae, Streptophyta, Magnoliopsida, Vitales, Vitaceae.